GAAAUCGAUGUGACUUUUGCAAGAUGAAUUUUUCCGUAAAAACGCUGAGUUUUAUUCGCAACUUUUCAACGGCAAUAAAAAAUGUCAAGUCUUCGAAGCAGACAAAUCUUUCCGUCAUUGCUUCGAAUAGAUUCGAUAGUAUCAGUUAUACAAAUGAGCCGGUACUUCAAUAUAGGCCUCUUUCGAAAGAACAAAUGGAUUUGGAAAGGGCUUUGGUACAACUGCAAAGCGAAUGCUCUGAAAUUCCUAUAAUUGUGGGUGGAAAAACUUAUAAAACCGAGAAGGAAUGCUAUCAAGUUUUACCCCAUAAACAUUGUCGCAAACUUGCUAAGUUCUAUCAUGCUGAUGAAAAAAUUUUACAAGAGGCCAUCGAAUCUGCCGUAGAAGCUCAAAGAAAAUGGGACUUUACAAAUUAUAAUACUCGUUUCAAAAUUUGGGAAAAGGCAGCUAACCUGAUGGCGACUAAAUAUCGGGCACUAUUAGUAGCGGCCACAAUGCUGGGUCAGUCCAAAACUGUUUUUCAAGCCGAAAUAGACGCCGCUGCCGAGUUAAUAGACUUUAUACGCCUAAAUGCACAAUUUUGCAAGAAAUUGCUUAAUUACAGACCGACUAGUGUGGAUAUAUUGAUAACUCAAAAUCAUUUUCUUCUUCGUGGCUUAGGAGGUUUUGUGGCGGCUAUUAGCCCAUUUAACUUUACAGCGAUCGGUGGAAAUUUGGCUUAUACACCCGCUCUUAUGGGCAAUGCCGUCUUAUGGAAACCUGCUGACACAGCUAUGCUAUCCAGUUGGCUAAUAUUUAAAAUUAUGAGGGAAGCUGGUGUACCCGAUGGUGUGGUUAAUUUUGUACCUGCGGACGGGCCGACGUUCGGCAAAGCUGUAACGAGUUCCACGGAAUUGGCCGGUAUUAACUUUACCGGUUCUGUGCCAACUUUCAAAACGUUAUGGAAAAUGGUAUCUGAUAAUUUGGACUCUUAUAAGUAUUUCCCCCGUUUGAGCGGAGAAUGUGGUGGUAAAAAUUUCCAUUUCGUGCACCCUUCAGCUGAUGUGGAUACUGUUAUCGCCGCUACGAUACGCAGCGCUUUUGAGUACAGCGGCCAAAAGUGUUCGGCUUGCUCUCGCCUCUAUGUACCUGCAAGUUUAUGGGAUUCUAAAAUCAGAAAACCACUCUGUGAGAAGACCGAUCAUUUAAUUUUAGGUGAUGUCAGCGAUUAUAAAACAUUUUUGGCGGCGGUUAUAGACGAAAAAGCUUUCAAACGGAUUUCGACGUAUAUAAUUGCUGCAAAAAGCAACCCUCGAUGCCAUAUUAUAGCUGGAGGAAAAGUUUUCGACUCCUGUGGUUAUUUUAUUGAACCUACUAUACUACUUUUAUCAGAUAUCGAUGAUCCCUUACUGAAACAGGAAAUAUUUGGCCCAGUGCUAAGCGUCUAUGUAUAUAAAGACGCAGACAUGGAAAAAACCAUUGAUCUGCUAACCUCGAAUACGCCGUACGCUUUAACCGGAUCUGUGUUUGCAACUGACGAAACUUUUAUAAAAUCGUGUUUAUGGAAUUUCAGGCAUGCAGUUGGCAAUUUUUACAUAAACGACAAAUCGACAGGUGCUGUUGUGGGUCAGCAACCAUUCGGUGGCGGUAAAAUGUCAGGUACAAACGAUAAACCCGGUUCUCCGUUUUACUUGCUGCGCUGGACUUCACCAAUUUCGAUCAAGGAAACGUUUGUGCCACAACACGAUAUUUAUUACCCAUACAUGGCUAUCCCUACUGAAUAA
Molecule: messenger RNA, 1763 nt
Organism: Glossina fuscipes
Lineage: Eukaryota; Metazoa; Arthropoda; Insecta; Diptera; Glossinidae
Gene: P5CDh2
Product: delta-1-pyrroline-5-carboxylate dehydrogenase, mitochondrial
Exons: 2
Coding region: 24-1763 (579 amino acids)
Cellular component (GO): mitochondrial matrix
Molecular function (GO): L-glutamate gamma-semialdehyde dehydrogenase (NAD+) activity
Source: RefSeq, a predicted model, not a curated record